AAUUGGCGCUGCUUUCACAGCCGCCGCACCGCCAUCAUGAUCUCGCUGUUCUGGGGCUUAUGGCAGUACCUGUUCUCCAAGGCGGAAGUCCAUCUGCUGAUCAUCGGCUUGGAUUAUGCCGGCAAGACUACACUCCUGGAACAGCUCAAGACCAUGUUUGGCAAAAAGGCAGGCAUCCCACUCGACAAGAUCCCACCCACCGUCGGCCUCAACAUCGCCAAGGUCGACAUCUCGCGCACGAACGUCAUCUUUUGGGACUUGGGGGGACAGGAACGAUUGCGUGCAAUAUGGAGCAAAUACUAUAGCGAAAGCCACGGCGUAGUGUUUGUCGUCGACUCGUCGGAUCCUGCCCGCUUCGACGAAGCCCGCGCUGCCCUCGCGUCCAUGCUCGCACACCCAGAGCUGUCGGACGUGCCCCUGCUAGUCCUCGCCAACAAGAGUGACCUGGACACCGCCCAAACAUCCGCGGAGCUCACCGCACGGCUGGAGCUCGACCGGCUCGCGGAAUCGCAUCAGUGGACCCAGCGACCCAUCUCUGCCCUCACCACCGGCAUAGCCGACGCCGUCACGUGGUUCGUGUCCGCCGUCAAACAAACCGACCGCUUUCAAGCAAAACAGCAGCAAGCGACCAAUUCGCGUGUAUAAUAAAACAAUAGGGACCGCAUGUGAUUACUCGUUUCCGAUAUGGAAUUUUUACACAAUUCC
This is a messenger RNA of Aphanomyces astaci, 705 nucleotides long. RefSeq lists its product as hypothetical. Gene Ontology annotation, biological process: protein localization to organelle; intracellular protein transport; Golgi to plasma membrane protein transport. Gene Ontology annotation, molecular function: GTP binding; GTPase activity. The transcript is spliced from 6 exons. Gene Ontology annotation, cellular component: Golgi apparatus. Bases 37 to 645 code for a protein of 202 amino acids. The record is from RefSeq and is a predicted model, not a curated record. NCBI's taxonomy places the organism in Eukaryota, Oomycota, Saprolegniomycetes, Saprolegniales, Verrucalvaceae.